Molecule: messenger RNA, 2896 nt
Organism: Lutra lutra (Eurasian river otter)
Lineage: Eukaryota; Metazoa; Chordata; Mammalia; Carnivora; Mustelidae
Gene: CAVIN4
Product: caveolae associated protein 4
Exons: 2
Coding region: 112-1176 (354 amino acids)
Biological process (GO): regulation of gene expression
Cellular component (GO): caveola; cytoplasm
Source: RefSeq, a predicted model, not a curated record
GUGGGGUUUCCAACCCUUUAAACAACCCUGUUGCCUGUUAUCGAGCUAACUUUUUACUCUUAGUGCCAGAACUGAUUGUGGUGGGACAUCUUUCACUGAGAAAUAACUAAAAUGGAACAUAAUGGGUCUUCUUCAAAUGCCGAUAAAAUCCACCAGAAUCGCCUCUCGAGUGUCACAGAAGAUGAAGACCAAGACGCUGCUCUCACCAUCGUGACUGUGCUGGACAAGGUAGCCACCAUCGUGGACAGUGUGCAGGCAAGCCAGAAGAGACUAGAGGAGAGACAUAGGGAGAUGGAAAAUGCCAUAAAGUCCGUCCAGAUUGACCUGCUGAAGCUGUCACAGUCCCACAGCAAUACAGGCUAUGUCGUUAACAAGUUGUUUGAGAAAACUCGAAAAGUCAGUGCUCACAUUAAAGACGUGAAGGCCCGGGUGGAGAGGCAACAAGUUCACGUGAAAAAAGUCGAAUCCAAGCAAGAGGAAAUAAUGAAGAAAAAUAAAUUCCGUGUGGUAAUAUUCCAGGAGGAGAUUCGGUGUCCGACAUCCCUGUCUAUUGUUAAAGACAGAAGCCUGACUGAGAAUCAAGAGACCGACGAGGAUGUCUUUGACCCCCCAAUAGAUCUGUCUUCAGAUGAAGAAUAUUAUGUCGAAGAAAGCAGAUCUUCCAGGCUUAGAAAGUCAGGCAAGGAGCGCAUUGAUAAUAUCAAAAAGGCAUUUUCCAAAGAAAACAUGCAGAAGACACGGCAGAAUUUGGACAAGAAAGUGAACAGAAUUAGAACUAGAAUAGUGACCCCGGAGAGGAGAGAAAGGCUAAGGCAGUCGGGGGAAAGGCUGAGACAGUCAGGGGAAAGGUUUAAGAAAUCCAUUUCUAACGCAGCUCCCUCAAGGGAAGCUUUUAAGAUGCGUCGCCUUCGGAAAGCAAAAGACCGAACUGUGGCCCAGGAUGCGGAGGAGGUCAGGGAGAUGGGUGUGGACAUCAUUGCCAGAAGCGAGUCUCUGGGCCCCAUCAGUGAGCUCUACACUGAUGAGCUCAGUGAAACAGACCGCGAGGAGGCCAGGGCUGCGUAUCCUCCCAGAGAAGAAGGGGAGAUCUCAAUCCCCGAGCCUUUGAAAGUUACUUUUAAACCCCAAGUGAAAGUUGAGGACGAUGAAUCUCUUUUGCUAGAUUUAAAGCAGUAAUCAUAAAGAGGAACUAAACAUAAGUAUACAUCUCUUCAAUCACAAGGUUCUAGUUUAAAUAGUAUAGUCAUUGACGUUGAUGACAUAGUACAGUCAUGUACAUUUAUUAAAUAGUGUAGUCAUUUACAUUUGUUCAUAGGAAAACAUGAAUGAUACGGCUGGUUUCAUUUCUGAUGUUUAAAAUCUUAAAGAUAACACAAGUAUAGACAUUUCCUUAUAACUUCCUUGGGAAUUCCUUUUUCUUCCCUGGGCUUAUACGAUUCUAUCAACUUUAUCUUUUAAGUCAUUCUCUUGGCAGCUGUGGAUUUUUAAGUUCUUUUCUCUUGCCCAGGAGGAAAGUAGUUUCUUAGCAAGGGCAGUUAGGCGUUUGGUGUCUAAAACAUGUGAAGGGCAAAGUUGUAGCCAUCAUUUGCAAGUAAACUCCCAGUUUUGGUCUAGAUGGGUGUUGUGGCCAAGCUCAAAAGGGAAUAACCCAUGUGGAGAUUAUAUCAUCCACAUGUUCAAAUAGAUUCAUUAGUCAAUUAGUAGUCAUACCUCUUUUUGAUGCUUUUGCAUAAAAACUAUGAAGUGCUGGACUCGAGUGUUUUGUUCUGGCAUUCUAGUUUUACUUACACCACGCCACUUAGCAAGUCACUUGCUAAUAAACUCAUCAGUAAAAUGGAGAGGGUUUGUCUCUCUAGUCUCAGAGGACUGUUGUGAUGAUCAAAGGAAAUGUUACAUAUUCUGGGGGGAACAGGGAGCACCUCCAGAGAAAACAAACCCCACUCGUUCCUGAGGAACAGAAUUGAAAUAAUUAGACCUUCUGAAAAAGACUUAGGCACCAAGCAUUGAGGACCUAAGUUAGACAGAAGCCAAAGUUGGUCUUCGGAAGCCUUUUCACAGAAUAGGAAUGAAAAAUAAAUGUUCGGGUGACAUCUUUUUUGUCAAAAGACUAAAAUCCAACCUUCAGUAAGGGUCUUAAAAUAUUUCCUGGAAACUCCUUUUCUAAUUUUCUUUUGAUUUAGAGCUAUGGUAGACUAGAGCAAUCUUUGAACUGCAUGAAGCAUAAAACGAUGACUGUGUGUCUUCAAGAGGACUUUCUAAAGUCUUUCCUGAUGGCAGUGGGUUUUGGAAAUGACCUCAUGUUUCUGUUUUCCAGGGUGAACCCCUCAGGGCCUGUCUGUCUAAAACAGGGACCAUAGGAAUGCAUCGUAGCUGGUUUGGGAGGAAGCCAGAUUCCACUUAACCAUUAGCUUUAGACCUAGCCAAUCUGGAAGUUGAUAUUAUUGCUAAGGAGAGAAAUGGUCCUACUGGUUCUGCACUUCUGGUAUGUUUAAGUCUUCUGGUUUUAUAAUGGGGAAGAAAUGAUGGAAUUGUUGAAUUUGAAGAGUUUAGACAGGCAGCUUUCAGAUCAAUUUGGGGUGCUCCUAAAGUAGUUAAAAAUUAAACAAAUAUACACAGAUACACAGAGUCAGACACACACAAAUCAGCUUUCAAGUAUUGGACUCGGUUCCCCAGAUAUUUGGGUUUGGGAGUUUGACUCAACAUCAUUUCCUCUUCACUCUGCAUGAAUACAUAAAAUCAUGAGUUGUGCAUCUCAAUCAUCUUUUUAUAUUGAACACUAAAGUGUUUACAACAUUCUUUGAAAAGAACAAUUUUUAAAAAUGUAGUUUAGAAAGAGCUUGGAUGCCUCGUCACGUAUUUCCUUAAAGCCAUAAUAAAUUUGAAUUUGAAAAAGUUU